AUGCUUACUGAAAAUUCAAAGAACAACGAAGAAAAAAAAGAUGAGAAAACGAUACCAGUCAUUGGAAUUAUUGUUUCUGAAAUUAAGCCAACGAAGUAUUAUGUCUGGUGUAAAGAAACAUCACCAGGACACGACGGCAUUUUAAUAUCAAAAUUGCCGCUUCAAAUCGGAACAUGGGUUACAAUGAAAUUCAGUAAUGAAGAUUUCAACAAAUACUUUGUUCAUCCACCUUCGAAUGUUCCAUUAUUUGAAGUGAGCAACUAUUGUAUUAUGAAAUCACUGUUUCCAACCACUUUAUCAGCUCGGUCGAUCACGGUUUGCUAA
This is a messenger RNA of Caenorhabditis bovis, 324 nucleotides long. The record is from the annotation of a GenBank genome assembly. Lineage: Eukaryota; Metazoa; Nematoda; Chromadorea; Rhabditida; Rhabditidae.